Anopheles bellator is the source of this 656-nucleotide messenger RNA. RefSeq lists its product as uncharacterized. The record is from RefSeq and is a predicted model, not a curated record. Lineage: Eukaryota; Metazoa; Arthropoda; Insecta; Diptera; Culicidae. The coding region runs from base 60 to 527 and encodes 155 amino acids. The transcript is spliced from 2 exons.
UACCGAGUGGCGUUCGAUUGUGAGGAAGAGCUUUGGCAGCCGCGCAGCGCGAACAGAAGAUGCGAGUAUUCGGAGUAGCAGUGCUGUGUGUGGCGCUGGUCGCUACGGCCCUAGCGGAACUACCUCCCCAUCAAGGCGGAAACGGAAACGGAGGUGGUGGCUACGGCGGUGGUGGUUUCAAUGGAGGCGGUGGUGGUUUCAACGGAGGCGGUGGUGGUUUCGGCGGUGGCGGUGGUGUGACGCUGCAGAAACCGGUCGGCCCACAAACGUCCGAGGGCCUGAUGGUUGACCAGCAGCUCUUGGAGCAGGUCAAAAUGGUUCUACUGGAACACGAGCAGAGUGCCGGCCAGAACGGGAACGGGGGAUCCGGUGGUCCGAGCUCGUCCUAUGGUCCACCCCGGGGGGGCGCGGAACGCGUCAUCGGGCUGGUGCUGGAGCAGCCUGUCCAAAGCAUCCCGCUGGCCGAGUACUGGCAGGGUGAUCAGCCGCCCCAGAACCCCAGCUCCUCGUAUGGAGCUCCCCGCUAGAAUGACCCGACGUACCCGCGAACUGCCUGGCCGAAAUGAUGAGCGGAAACGAGAGAGAGCAGAGCGUAAAACAGAACACGAAAAUGAAUGCAGCAGAAAAAAAUCGAAAAAAUAAAUAGAAAAUUUGUC